This is a messenger RNA of Symbiodinium natans, 300 nucleotides long. Lineage: Eukaryota; Dinophyceae; Suessiales; Symbiodiniaceae. The record is from the annotation of a GenBank genome assembly.
AUGGUGGACGCCAACGGCGAGGCACGCCAGGUGUUCCAAUCGGCGGGCGUCGAGCAAGGUGACCCGCAGCCAACAGCUGCAUCAGUGCAGGAUGCUUUUGCGAAGGCUUUCCAAAAUUCCUUAGCUAAGAAGUUUGCAGGGGCAGCUGUUGACAUGCUGCCAGAACUUGCCAGUGCAUGUGCGCAGCUUGCAUCAGGGCGUUGGAUUCUGGCGCAUCGCGUUUUGUGGUUAAUGCACAAAACUAAAAGGAUCAGCAUUGGAACACAUUGCGAACUUGCAAAUCUGAGGUUGAAUGCCUGA